Fusarium poae is the source of this 930-nucleotide messenger RNA. RefSeq lists its product as uncharacterized. The transcript has 2 exons. NCBI's taxonomy places the organism in Eukaryota, Fungi, Ascomycota, Sordariomycetes, Hypocreales, Nectriaceae. The record is from RefSeq and is a predicted model, not a curated record. The coding region runs from base 1 to 930 and encodes 309 amino acids.
AUGGCUCACGAAGGCAAAAAUACGAUAGUCGUGAGCGGCGAAAAUGCACAUGAGCAACAAGAAAAUGCAUCAGAAUGUUCUGUUCCAUUAGAAAUACCCGACCAAGAGCCCGGUGACGGAGGCUCGCACCCCAAUGUUGAUCAACCACCAGACGCGUCUGCAUCAUCACUAGAUCAGCAGGAGACAAGCACAACAUCUGCACCAAAGAGCAUCAAAAAGGCCAAAAGUAAAAAGAGAGUUGUCGUGAAGAAGGCGGCGAGAAAAUCAAAAUGGAAUCAAGACAAUAUCUUGACGGACCCCAAAUCACCUCUAGCUUCGGCGGAUCUCAGAAGCAUACUGUCAAAUCCGAUGGCAUGGGAUAUUCUAGAAAAGGAAGAGAGGGCAGAAAUUCUGGCACUGUUCCCAGAUUCUCAGCAUAUCCUUGGUGCAGGCACAGAAGACGCCUGUCCUGAUUUCGCAUCGCUCAUGAAUGAUGACAGCUUUCGCUACGACUGUGCUGCCUACACAGAAAACAUCGCGCAAGGGCGGCACGACCCCGAAUGGCUGGCUCAGGCUUGGGCAGCCCACGAGAGACGAAAAAUGGGCGACUUUGACGAGCACCUAGACAGCAAAUUUAAGGAUGACUGGGAUGCUGACCUCCCGCCAGAGCUCAGGACAAGACGAGGCCCUGCUGUGCCAAAGGAAGAUAAUGACACCAAAAUGGAAGACUCCGAGCGAACAACCAACGGAGACCAUGAUCAAGUGGAAGUGAGUAUGGCGAAUGGCGCAGGCACUUCAAAUGAGCAGGACCCAGAGCACGAGAAGGAUACUGGAGUGAACGAACCACCAAGAGAUGAUGCUGCGCAAGAGAGAUCAAGGGUGAUGGCUACUAGGAACCAAGAUCCUGAGAUGGAGAUUGAUGGCGAAACGAAUGACACGGUCACAGGGUGA